GUACAGUCUAGACUCACAGACCUGCAACAUGUACAAGCUGGUGGUGUUGUCUGCCCUCCUGGCCGUGGUGGCCGCCAAGCCCUCAGCCGUCUACCCCGCCGCUGCGGCACCCCUGCCUCUCGCUAGGUACGGGUACGCCGCCCCCGCUGUCGCCUACGCUGCUGCUCCAGCUUCUGUGGCCUACGCUGCCCCCGCUCCUGCCCCCGUAGCUUACGCCGCUCCUGCACCUGCGGUUUACGCUGCUCCUGCUGUUGCCGCCCCUGCCCCAGUAGCUUAUGCCGCCCCCGCAGUUGCAGUUGCUCCCGCCGUGGCACCGGCUGUCGCCAUCUCCAAGACCGUCCACUACGCCGAGACACCCGUGGUGACUGGUUACACUUCCACCGUUGUCAAGCCAGACCUCGGAGCUCUCGCCACCCCCGCUCACACGGUCUCCCAGACCCCCGUCCUCGCCCCCGCCAGGUCCGUGCAGACUGUCGUCCCCCAGGUAACCCAGGUGGAGCCUGAGGUUUCUGUCCAGAAGGUUCCCGUGGAUGUCCCAGUCCACACUCCCGUCGUUAGCGAGGUUGAGGUACGCACUCCUGUUGUUCAGGGACCCGCUGUUGUUGCCGCCCCCGCUCCUGCUCCAGUAGCGUACGCCGCAGCUGCCCCCGCCAUCCACGCCCCCGCUGCCUUUGCCUACGGUGCCCCCGCUGUGGCCGCUGCCCCAGCUCCUCUGGCCUACGCCGCCCCCGUCGCCUACGCUGCUCGCCACGCCUACGCAUACCCAGCUCACGGUUACGCUUACGCCGCACCCGCUCACUAAACCUCACUCUCCACCUAGGUUAUCAAAUUAGUAUAAAAUAUUGACUUGGUCUUAGUAUUUGAAUUAUCUUUCCUACCUAAGUUAUAAAUGCUGUUUUGCAAACUGUGAUAAUACUAUUACUAAUUAUAAUAUUUUAUACAACAAAA
Macrosteles quadrilineatus (aster leafhopper) is the source of this 948-nucleotide messenger RNA. Its product is annotated as cuticle protein 16.5-like. The record is from RefSeq and is a predicted model, not a curated record. Bases 29 to 802 code for a protein of 257 amino acids. Lineage: Eukaryota; Metazoa; Arthropoda; Insecta; Hemiptera; Cicadellidae. The transcript is spliced from 2 exons.